AUGUAUCAACUACGCGCAGAAAUUGCAGAGUUUCGUUGUUAUGAAACUCAAUUGAUAAUUUUAACCACUGCCCAUGACUAUCUUGGAAAGAAAUAUGGAAUAGGAUCUUCCACUGUCACACGAAUCAUUCAGAAAAAAGAAGCGAUUCGUGGGGCGGCUAAUAAAUUUAAGGAAUAUGGAGUAACUAACCGGAAGACACUAAAAGAGCAGACGUUUCCUCUGCUGGAAGAAGCUCUUUAUGUUUGGAUUUUGCAGCAGCGGCAAUCCAACAUUUUGUUGACAGUGGAUGUCCUCAAGACAAAAGCGGAGCUGUUGUUCAAAAUGUUCCAGGAUCGAGGACUCUAUAAGGUAAACAGUUUUGCUUCUUCGGACGGCUGGAUGCAUCGCUUCAAGCAACGGUUUGGAUUGCGCGUCAAAGCUGUAGCAGGUGAAAAGGCAUCCGUGAAUGUUGAAGCGUAUCUAAAUUUUAAAACGGUUUUGCUGAAAAAAAUUCAGGAAAUGAAGCUCUCGAUAUCCCAAAUUUUUAAUGCCGAUGAGUCUGCCUUGUUUAUAAAGCUCCUUGCAACACGCUCCGUCGUUACUUGCAAUGAAACUGUGGCAAGUGGACGAAAGCAAAACAAAACAAGGUACACGUUUAUGCCUUGCGCCAACGUAGACGGUUCUUUGAAGCUUCCGUUGUACUUCAUUGGAACUGCUGCUAAACCGCGAGGAAUCAACACCGAAGAACUUCCUGUGUCAUAUGUUCAUUCUAAAUAG
This is a messenger RNA of Wyeomyia smithii (pitcher-plant mosquito), 756 nucleotides long. Its product is annotated as tigger transposable element-derived protein 2-like. NCBI's taxonomy places the organism in Eukaryota, Metazoa, Arthropoda, Insecta, Diptera, Culicidae. The record is from RefSeq and is a predicted model, not a curated record. The transcript has a single exon. Gene Ontology annotation, cellular component: nucleus. Bases 1 to 756 code for a protein of 251 amino acids. Gene Ontology annotation, molecular function: DNA binding.